Molecule: messenger RNA, 2747 nt
Organism: Antrostomus carolinensis (chuck-will's-widow)
Lineage: Eukaryota; Metazoa; Chordata; Aves; Caprimulgiformes; Caprimulgidae
Gene: USP42
Product: ubiquitin specific peptidase 42
Exons: 6
Source: RefSeq, a predicted model, not a curated record
CACUGUCUUUAUUUGCAGGCCGGUAAUGGACUUUGGUACCGAAUGAAUGAUGCUUCAGUUGAGCUUUCAGACAUCAAAACAGUUCUCAAUCAGCAAGCUUAUGUACUUUUUUAUAUCAGGCGCUAUGAUUUGACACUUGGAGAACGUGCUUUUUACCUACCAGCACCAUCUUAUCCCCGUUCAUUCCUUGGUCAGCGCGGGGCUAACAGUAAGCAGGCUGGAUUUAUGGGACCACGACUUCCUCCUCAUAUGAUUAAGAAUUCAAGUCGUCUAAAUGGAAAUGGACCCCUAAAAGAGGAUCCAAAUACUGUUGGUGGCACCCUAAAAAGGCCAUCUUCAGCUCCACCAACAGCCUGUGUUCAGAACUGGGCAAUUACCAGGCCUUCAAUUACCGAUUCAUCAAAAAACCAGAAGAUCACUAUCAGUAUUCAUAACAAAUUGCCUGCACGACAGACUGUGUCGCAACCUGACUGUCUUAGUGGUGCUGCAGAGGAUGAGGAUAUAAGCAAGCCUGUUCCUUCAUCCACAAUUACCAAUUCUUCUGCAGCAGAGUCUACCUCAAAUGCAUCUACAAUGUCACUUGCUACUAAUGUUUCCAAACAGGAUGUUCCUGAUGAAAUUUUUGUUGAGCCAGCAGUGAAUGGAAAUCCUAAACUCAGCUCUGAUAACGCAGUCCCUUACAGUGCAGAAUCUUCAGGAAAAUCUGAGGAGUCCAAGGGCUUGUUUAAAAGGAGUUGCAACAUAAUAUCUUCUAAUGGAAUUUUGAUUGGAAAGGUGGUCCGUCCAUUGCAGAAUUCCCAUUCUUCCUGUCAGAAUGAUGAAGAAAGAUCCCAGCAUGAGCUGCCAAAAAAUGAUUCACUAAAUGGUGCUAUUAGUUUAGAUAAUGAAUCUAAAGAAAAUGGACUGAAACUUGAUGAUUCCACUUGCCAAGUCCCACCUGUUAAACCUUCUGAGAUUUUCUUUUCUAAAACAAAUGGAUUGCUUGAAACAAUGCCUAUAGAUGUGUCGCCGGUUCCUAAGGAAAUAAUCAUAGAAUCUCGUACAUACAGCCAGUUGAAUAGCUUGUCAGAGGAAACAAGUAUCCCUGGACCUCAGAAAUCUUCUGAGAAUGAUGCUCUUAUGGAAACUGUGGUGAUGGAAGCACUGUUUGCCUAUGAAGAAUCCAGGAAGGUUCCUUCCAACUUGAGCUGUGAAGUUGAGAAUCUUUUUACUCAAUCAGAUUCUGAAACCAUUUCUGCCAAAGAAGAAGUUCCUAGAAGUAUUGUAACAAAAGCUGAUAAUGCACAUCCCAGUAUCAAUGGUCAGCACAAGGUCAGGAAAAAAUCCUUGGACACUGAGGAUGAAUUCCUUGAGCAGUGUGAGUCUGAAGACAGUAGAGACAAAGACAAACCAAGAAGAUCAAAGGAACCUGAAGUCAUUUCAAAAGAAAAUCCUUUGUACAUCAAAGGGUCCCCUGAGAGCAAAGAGAAAUUAGGGCAAACUUCCUCUAUAAAGUCUGACAUUGAAUGUAGUUCUAAAAAACUUGCAUCUUUAGAUAUUACAGAAAAAUGCCAAGACACAAAGGACAUUUCUAGUAACUACGUAGAAGUACCACCUGUUAAUGACUCUUGUAUUACGAAGCUGGAUAAAGUUUUGGAGAGUCAAUUUUCUAGAGAAAAUGAGGGACUAAAUCAUAAAAGAUGUGAAGAAGAUAAACAUGGGAAAAAAUACAAGAAAAAAAUACACGACUCUAAAAAAACUGACAAAGAGCACUACCGAAAGAAGAGAGAAACCUCAGACACUGAAGAGAGGGAGAAGGAGAAGCAAACCAGAAGCAAAACGGAUGAUCAUUCCCACAGGAGGAGGUGCUCUCGCAGUGUGGAAACAAAUAAGCAAAAUCGUCGUAAGGAGGACUAUUGCAAUGAGAGCAAGUACAGAUCUUCUCAUCAUGAAAGAAACAGCCCAAGUAAUGGCAAAAGCUCAGGAAAAUACUCUCGUUAUAGAUCCCGAAGCAGAGAAAGAACAGAACAAGACAGGAAGAGGUAUUAUCAUUACAAAGGAGAGAGAACUUGGAGCAGAGAAAGAUACUAUCAAGAUGAACGACGAAGCUGGGAAAAAUGCAGAUACUACAACGAUUAUUAUUCCUCUCAUGGAACUAGAGAUGGUAGAGAGAGAAAGUCCUUUUAUUGUGAUAAAGAUGUUGACAAAUCAAGUGAGGCUUACAACAGGUCCCAUAAGGAUUACUAUUGCAAAAGUAGGUGGCUUCACAACACGCUCGCCAGAGAGGAAAACAUACGUCACUUCAGCAGCCACCAAGCUCAUUCAAAUUUCGAAGACUAUUCCCGGGAAAAUGAAAAAGAAAAAAUAAGAAAUGGCAAGAGAAAAUACACUCACAUGGAAAGAAGUGGGAGUGAAGUAGAAGAAAAAUGCCGAAAGACAGAUGACCAAAGAAUGAAAAAAUAUAAGAAAGUCAAGAAGAAAAAGAAGUCCAAAGAGAAACAUCGUGAGAGGGAUUACAAACUUUAUGAUUUGGAUUUCCCUGUACUGCGCUUGGAUAAUGACAAUCGGAAACGGAAGAAAAAGAAGAAAAAGAAACACAUCAGAAAACUGAAAGCCACCUUGGAAUAUUUAGAGCCUCAUUUCCAACAGAAAACACAGGAAAAGAAGCAGGAAUCCAGUCCUCCAGGCAGCUAUUUAUGUAAGCAAUACAGAAACCAGGGCAGUAAACAACCCUACAAGGAUUUCACCUGCACCUACCUCCAGUGCAG